ACAUGCCCGGUGGUGUGCUCGAGAUAAGGUGCUGCCCCAAGAUCAAGAAUUAGAACGGGUCGCCUUUUACAGCAUGCGGUGCGCUGUGAGCGUUGGGAAAUGGCAAAGUUCUUGCUACAAAAGGAAGCUCAAUAUUUCGAUGAACUGGUAAAUUUUACGCCCAAAAUCCUUAGCAAUACUGGAAGGCUCCGUACACUCGAACGCACUCCAAUGUCACUGGACAAUUUGCCAAAGAUAGCAAAAACAACUUACGCCCUCCCUCGACGACAUAACCGGUUGAGGUCUUCAUUACACAAUCGUCCAAAUGAUCGUCUUCAGCGACAUGCAUUUCCUUCGGUCAGCUCGUGCGCCGAUGCUACAAAAAGCCACCAGGGCUGCCCUUACCUGCGAUGACGGCAUGAUUGCGGGCAAUGUCAAUCACGGCCACUCGCUAUGCAAAUUGGCGUAGGCUUUGGAACGGUGGCAGCGAGUGCUAACAAACAACACACAUGCCGUGGAGGCCCUCGCUGUGGUUGAGCCGGAACGUGUGGUCACCGGUAAUGUCCACUUGCGCGAAUUAACUGUUUGGCCUUGACAUACAGCGGGUCAAAAAUGUAAACAAUCAGAAUGAAAGUAAUUUGAUGCGGAUCAUUCUAGAUUGCUGCUUAGGAAGGUAGUGACAGUUUCGAUCGCACUGAUGGCGAAGGCUUUCGGCUGACUCUUCUGGGCAAAAAAAAAAGAAAUAUAAGACCUAAGGUUCCUGUCAAACUUUUACUAUUAAGUAAUAUGUCAAACAGAUCGGCUAAAUUCUUCAUGAUGCCCAUGGAUGUUCUAGUUCCACCAUUAGCGAAAGUAAACCACCGUUUGCUCAAGUUCAAGCAUUAAGGUCUAGCCCAAGAACACCCAACCCCUUCGAACCGUCGCGUUCGGUGAAGCGCAUCGACCAAUUCACCCACUUUCUAUUUGCCCACUGCAAAAGGUUCGCCCACUCCGUUAGAACAUUGUGCAAUUCUUAUAAAAGCAUUGUCUAACCAAAUACAUAUCAUCAGUUCGGAAGCUUCCACGGUACGGUGCAUCCUUCAGCAGUAGUCAAAAUGCUCAAACUCUUUGCACUGUCAGCUUGCCUCGUUGCGUUCGUGCACGGUGCACACAUCAAACGGCAGACGAGCUAUGAAACGGCGAUAAAGCACGAACCCAUCGAAUCGAGCCACCACCACCAGCUGGAGGAAGUCGAUGCGGGUAAGGCGUCCGUCGAAGAGUCGCAGGAUUAUUACGCCUAUCCGAAGUAUCAGUUCGAGUACGGUGUCAAGGAUCCGCUGACGGGUGAUCACAAGAGCCAGUGGGAAAUGCGGGACGGCGAUAUCGUGAAGGGAUCUUACACGCUGGAUGAACCGGACGGAACGCAGCGCAUCGUAGAGUAUCGGGCCGACGAUCAGAACGGGUUUGUGGCGAUCGUGAAGAAGAUCGGCAAACCUAAGCACCCGGAGGAGAUGCAGGCCAAGAAGCUGCUGGAGUUGAAGGGUCCGGACGCCCACCAUGCUGUCGGGCAAAGUUACAGCAAACUGAAAAAGUUCAGCUGAUUCCCGGAGAACGAGGGGAGGAGGGGAGCAUAGACCCUUGACUCGCGAUGGUGUCAUAAUGGAAUUUACAUACAAAAUAAAUUCGUUCUGCGGAACGCUUGAAUAGACUAUUCACAGCAAGCAUUUUUUUUCUGUUGGAAACAGUGAUGGUGGUCGCGGGGAAGGAAUUUUUUGAUUGCAGUGGUAGAGAAAACGGAUGGCAGCUGGGAGUUCACAGGA
Anopheles stephensi (Asian malaria mosquito) is the source of this 1778-nucleotide messenger RNA. RefSeq names its product larval cuticle protein A2B-like. The transcript is spliced from 4 exons. Gene Ontology annotation, cellular component: extracellular matrix. NCBI's taxonomy places the organism in Eukaryota, Metazoa, Arthropoda, Insecta, Diptera, Culicidae. The record is from RefSeq and is a predicted model, not a curated record. The coding region runs from base 1074 to 1559 and encodes 161 amino acids.